AAGACUUUAGAGGUUGUGAUCAUCGAAAGUUAAUGCAUUCUAUCUUCUCCAUAAACAGUUGGACAGAGUGAAAACAAGAAACUCUCUCUCUCUCUCUCUCUCACUCAUCUCAUUUUCUCUGAGAAGCAAAUGGAAAGGGAAGAAAAUGGGUUGAAGGGUAUGGAUGCUGACCAACUGAGAGAGGAAGCUCAUAAGAUGGUUGACUUCAUUGCCGAUUACUACAAAACCAUUCAUAAUUUCCCUGUUCUCAGCCAAGUUCAGCCAGGAUAUCUUCAGAAGCUUCUACCCGAUUCUGCACCUGAUUAUCCUGAUUCGUUGCGGCAUGUUUUGAAUGAUGUACAGGAAAAGAUACUACCAGGGGUGACACAUUGGCAAAGCCCCAAUUAUUUUGCAUAUUUUCCUUCAAACAGCAGCAUUGCUGGAUUUCUAGGAGAGAUGCUCAGUGCUGGUCUUAACAUCGUGGGUUUCAGCUGGAUAACUUCUCCUGCUGCAACUGAACUUGAAACCAUUGUUCUCGAUUGGCUCGCUAAGGCACUCCUCCUCCCUCAUCAUUUCUAUUCUACUGGGCAAGGUGGUGGAGUUAUACAGGGAACAGCAAGUGAAGCUGUGCUAGUUGUAUUAUUAGCUGCUCGUGACAAGAUCUUGAGGAAAGUGGGAAGGGGUUCCCUUCCUAAGCUUGUGACAUAUGCAUCUGAUCAAACACACACUGCUUUGCAAAAAGCUUGUCAGAUAGCAGGACUUGAUCCAGCGCUUUGCAGGUUGCUUAAAACUGAUUCUUCCACAGAUUAUGCGCUUUCUCCUGAUGUACUUUCUGAAGCAAUUUCAAAUGACAUGGCCAGCGGUCUUAUACCCUUUUUCUUAUGUGCUACUGUUGGUACCACCUCAUCAACAGCUGUUGAUCCUCUGCCUGCAUUGGGAAAAAUUGCCAAGACCAACCAACUUUGGUUUCAUGUGGAUGCUGCUUAUGCUGGAAGUGCUUGUGUAUGUUCAGAGUACCGCCACUACAUUGAUGGCAUUGAAGAAGCAGACUCAUUUAACAUGAAUGCGCAUAAAUGGUUCCUGACUAAUUUUGACUGUUCACUACUUUGGGUUAAGGACAGGAGUGCUCUGAUUCAGUCACUGUCAACAAAUCCUGAAUUUUUGAAAAACAAGGCCUCCCAAGGAAACAUGGUCAUAGAUUACAAAGAUUGGCAAAUUCCUCUUGGACGUCGCUUCAGAUCAUUAAAACUGUGGAUGGUGUUAAGACUCUAUGGAUUGGAAGGUCUCCGUAGUCACAUAAGAAACCACAUUGAAAUGGCUGCUUAUUUUGAGGAGCUUGUUGGUCAGGACGCAAGAUUCGAGGUUAUUGCGCCUCGUACAUUCUCUUUAGUAUGUUUUCGACUUUUGCCUCCUCUCAACUCAGAAGAUCAUGGCAAUAAGCUAAAUCAUGAUCUACUUGACUCGGUAAAUUCAACAGGAAAUAUUUUCAUAACUCACACGGUUCUAUCAGGUCAGUACAUUCUACGUUUUGCAGUAGGAGCACCAUUGACUGAAAGGAGGCAUGUCAGUAUGGCGUGGCAGAUUUUGCAAGAUAAAGCCACUGCUCUACUUGAGAGUUUAUAGAAUAAAUCUGUUCUCAGAAUCAACCAUUUCUUUUUGAGACAUCUGGUGUUUCCCAAGACUGCAUUAGUUUAUGAUUUUUUCCUCUACACAUGAUUCCUUCGUUUUGGCAACAAUGUCAUGUGCGUAAGCCUGUAGGAGAUUUCUUUUUUGUGAAGCAGCAAUGUUCUUUUUCUUACAAGUCAAAAUUCGAAAAUAAUUGCCAGUUGUAAACAGCCAGCGUAAACGGAGCAACAAAAUAACAAGAAAAAAUAGUUAUUUUGGUCCUAUGAAGGAUCAUAGGUUCAUCAGUUUAGUCAUUGAAAGAUAGAAGUUGGUCUUGAGGUCCCUAAAUCUUCAGUUUGUCAGUUAUUUUGGUCCUAUGUAAUGAUCAUCGCUUAACAUUAAGGGAAAUACAUUUAGGGCAUGCUAAGUGCUACGUUAGAUGCGUGUGACAUGAAAUUUGUCCUCCUUUCCAUGCCGAUAUGACAUAAUUUUGAUAUAAGAAUUUGUCAUUUUGUGUGAACCAUUGGCACCCUUUAAGUUAGUAACAAUUUUUUUUGUU
This is a messenger RNA of Abrus precatorius (Indian licorice), 2143 nucleotides long. Its product is annotated as tyrosine decarboxylase 1. The coding region runs from base 130 to 1602 and encodes 490 amino acids. Lineage: Eukaryota; Viridiplantae; Streptophyta; Magnoliopsida; Fabales; Fabaceae. The transcript is spliced from 13 exons. The record is from RefSeq and is a predicted model, not a curated record. Gene Ontology annotation, biological process: amino acid metabolic process. Gene Ontology annotation, molecular function: carboxy-lyase activity; pyridoxal phosphate binding.